Messenger RNA from Striga hermonthica, 972 nucleotides. The record is from the annotation of a GenBank genome assembly. NCBI's taxonomy places the organism in Eukaryota, Viridiplantae, Streptophyta, Magnoliopsida, Lamiales, Orobanchaceae.
AUGCGUUUGCAUCCCAUCCUUCUUGCCCAAAUCACAGCAGUGACCGAGUCAUGCACCGAUUGGAGAUGGAGAUGGUUUCAGGUUCUGCAGCGGACUCUAGGGUUUUACGAGACGCCGUUCAUCGACCAGGUGGCCUUCGUGUACCAACAGUUACGCAUGGAAUCCACUGGCAGUGGGGGAAGCAAUUCCCAGCCCAACGGACAACGUCGAGUUUGGAAUGCGGCUGCGGAAAAUGCAUUGCUUAAUGGUUUGCGGGAUCUUGUCACACACGGGUGGAAAUGUGACAACGGAUUUCGCAACUGUUACACCAUCAUAUUGGAACAGCAUAUGCGGCAGAUAUUCCCGGGGAAAAUGAUUACUGUGAGGGAUGAGGACGUGUGGCAAGGCUACAUCACGGCUCACCCAAAGGCCAAAUCAGUGCGUUAUAAAUCUUGGCCCUAUUAUCCGGAUUGGGUAGAAAUUUUUGGGAAGGACCGGGAAACAAGAGAGGGGGCAGUCGGUUUCACAGACGCGGUGAAUGAUGUCUUACAUUAUACUAACGUGCAAGUACCUAGCCCUAUCCCCACUGAAGACGCAGUCCCAGAACAAUGUGACUUCCCUCAGACUAAUUUUGACUCUUUUUUGGCUAGAGCUGGUGAGAGUAGUGCUUCCGGUAAGUCUAAGCGUGAUGGAAAAAGAAAACGUCCUGUUGAGGUGGAGGAUAAAAUAAUGGGGUUACUUUCAUCUGUUUGCCAAGAGACGAACGACCGUCUCUCGGAACUCUCUACACGUGUUGGUAACCACGUAGAAGCUAAAGAGCAGCGAGUCGCCAUAUAUGACGCACUGAAAAACAUUGCAAACUUAACAGUGGAUCAAAGGGUAGGCGUUGCGUGGUACUUAAGCAAAAAUGUUGACGAGAUGGAACUUUUUUUUAGCCUGGACGAUGAUGCAAAGAGGUCGAUGGUGCAUCAAAUAUUGAGUGGGUCUAUGUAG